AUGAACGUCGGUAUAGUCGGCCACGUUGUGAGCACCGGCAAGCUGGUGAACGCGAAAAAUGCCCGGGAACAUCCCGAAUUCGAUUCCCACAUAGACUCUUACCCAGGAAUUGAGUGCAAGUCACUUCUCUGUUUCCCAAUUCGCGACCAGUCCGGUAUCAUUGGUGUUGUUUGCCUCACCAACAAAGUGAACGACCCUUACUUCGACGCCAUGGACGAGGAAAUGGCGCUGGCAUUCAGUGUCUACUGCGGAGUGUGCAUUGUCCAUUCAGUAGUGUACCAGAAGAUGCAGGAGGCGCACAUCAGAAACUCUUUAGCAAAUGAACUUGUGAUGUAUCAUAUGAAGGUGGAUGAUACGGAAGUGGACAAUCUACUACAAUGUACCGGCUUCCACAAGCACCCUCACAUCGCGAACCUGCACUUCAACAUCCGAGCUCUGCCGUUGCGCGAGCUGCCUUGCUACGUUGUCAAGAUGUUCUCCGAUCUCGGAUACGAUAAGAAAUACAACAUUAAAAGAGAGAAGCUGGCCAGAUUCGUCCUACACGUAAAGAAGGGCUACCGGGACGUUCCAUACCACAAUUGGCUGCACGCAUUUAGCGUGUUUCAGUGGGCUUACGCAGCCCUCAUCAACUACAAGCUUGUGACACAUGGAUACCUUAAUGAUCUGCAAGCGUUUAUGUAUUUAAUAGCCGGUCUCAUACAUGAUAUGGAUCAUCGUGGAACCACCAACAAAUUCCAAAUACAAGGACAUACAAGUCUGGCGGCUCUGUACAGCAGCGAGGGCAGCGUGAUGGAGCGACACCACCUGGCGCAGGCCAUGUGCGUGCUCAACGCGCAGGGCUGCGACCUGCUGGCCGGCCUGCCGCGAGUGGAAUACGACCGCGCCAUCUUGUUGCUACGCGACUAUGUCCUCGCGACUGACUUGUCCAACUAUUUCAACAAUCUUGGCGAGUACGAAUUGAUAUCGCGGGACUAUCAAAAAGGCAACCGAUUACACAGGCAUGUUCUGCAGGCUUUGCUGAUGAAUGCAGCGGACCUUAGCGACCAGCUCAAGGACUGGAACACCAUUAAAAGGACUGCUGCCGCAGUCUUGACAGAGUUUUUCAAGCAGGGCGACUUGGAAAAAGUCCGCGGAGAAACGUCCCUUAGCAUCAUGGACCGCGAGAAGUGUUUCAUCCCCACACUAGAGAAAGAGUUCCUCGUGAGCUGCUGUGUGCCUCUGUUUGAGAUGCUUGCUAGAAUCAUUCCAAAAGCUCAGCCAUGUUUAAAAGUAAUUGAAGCCCACAUAGAGAAAUGGGAUGCGGCGUCUUAUGUAUUUGCAGAGGUACCAGUAUCAGCCGGGCUAUCAGUUCUUCUAAGCCCAGAGCUAGAUAACCUAAUAGAACAAAGCAUGAAAGAAAGAGAACGUAAACGUUUGACUGAACGGACGGAGACCGAAGACGAGGCGAAAGAAACUUAG
Parnassius apollo (apollo) is the source of this 1458-nucleotide messenger RNA. The record is from the annotation of a GenBank genome assembly. Lineage: Eukaryota; Metazoa; Arthropoda; Insecta; Lepidoptera; Papilionidae.